AUGAACGUGAGCCGGCCGGCGGUGCACCCGGUGGAAGCGCCGCCGCUGACGGAUGGCGACGCCCAGAUUCUGCAGAGGGUGAGGAUGAAGGACAUCCAGGGCAUGCCGGGGACCCCCGGGGGGCUUGCCCUGCGGCUGCUACAGUUGGCGUUCGCGAUAGCAGCGCUCGUCGUCAUGAUCUCCACCAGCGACUUCACCUCCGUCACAGCUUUCUGGUAAUUUGGUCUCCUGACCUUCUGGAUUUGGUGAGACGCCGAGGUUUUACGCUUAGCGGAUGCGAAUCUGAGAAUUUGCGGAUGAACAAAAAUCAGAUGAUCGAUCCCCCUAGUCCACCUCGCCAGUUCAUGGUGCUGGACUCAAUUCAGACGCCUCGCAUCUUAAAUUCUAGGUUUCCUCCCUACCAUUUCCAUUAGAUUGGCUCCCGAUGAACCCUCUUCCGACGGCCCGCCAAAUUUUCCUAUGAUCGAAAUAUAUAGGAGGCUGGAUGUGGAAGAUUGAGAGAAGUAUACUGUUCUUAAAUCCAAGGCUCAGGGUGUUAGCAUGAAAAAACACCGUGCAAGAUUAAGAAGGUUUUCAAGUUGGAGGCGAAGCGAUCGUUUGCUCUCGUCUUUCUCCGUGACGAUUACCUACUCCUCUCUUAUGAAUAAUCGUCCCCCAUGUUUUCUUUCGGCCUGUACUGUACUUUCUAGGGUUUCCUGCUCCAGAGGGAGCUUCGGCAAAGCUAAUCUGGGUGGCGAUCCAUAUUCUCUCUCUCUUUCAGCUAUCUUGUGGCAGCCACCAUUCUGCAGGGCACAUGGAGUCUCUUGCUGGCCGGCGUGGACAUCUACGCCAUCCUAGUGAGACGAAGCCUGCGGAACCAUUUCGUCGUCUGCUUCUUCACCGUUGGCGACGGGGUGAGGAACUGUCCACGACUCUCGAGAUGAUUUUUACUCUGUUCCACCGGGAUCGAUCUUCAUGAUCCGCCGAGGUACGUAGAUAGAACUAAAGCAGCCGAGCCCCCCGCAUGUUGCAGAUCACGGCAAUCCUCACUUUCGCCGCCGCCAGCGCGUCGGCGGGCAUCACCGUCCUCAUCGGGAACGACCUCAACCGGUGCGCCGAGAACAACUGCGCGAGCUUCGAGACCGCGACGGCGAUGGCCUUCCUGAGCUGGUUCGCCGUCUCGCCCUCCUUCCUCUUCAACUUCUGGACCAUGGCGUCGAGACGUGGCUGA
This is a messenger RNA of Spirodela intermedia, 1210 nucleotides long. The record is from the annotation of a GenBank genome assembly. NCBI's taxonomy places the organism in Eukaryota, Viridiplantae, Streptophyta, Magnoliopsida, Alismatales, Araceae.